UUGAGGGAGGAUCCCAGUGAUAAUGAUGGUUUCAACGUCGUAGGCACUUUAAGCUUAGAAAACCUACAGUUACAUGAGAACAGACCUAACGUGGAUAAUCUGCUGGAAAAAAGGCAUUCUGCAGAUAUUUUUCCUGUAGAAAUUUUGCCUUAUCUGUAUUUGGGCAAUGCUGAUACUGCAGCUGAUCGAGAAGUUUUGGACAGGUAUAAUAUAAGAUACAUUAUUAAUGUAACAAGAGAUGUCGAGAACAACUUUGAGAGCGACGAUCAUUUUCAUUAUCUCAAGAUUGCUGUUGAUGACUCCUGCUCAAACAAUCUUGCUCAGUACUUUCCAAAAGCGAUAAACUUUAUUGAAGAAGCCUCGAGAUCAGGAAGUGCUGUUCUGGUGCAUUGUUUAGCAGGUAUCAGUCGCAGUGUUACCGUUUGUCUUGCAUAUUUGAUGCAUGCUAAAAGGAGCACUUUAGAUGAAGCUUUCGAUCUAGUUCAUAAAAGGAAUGCUUUGAUUGCUCCGAAUUUCCAUUUUAUGGGUCAGCUCUCCGAAUUUGAAAGGCAGCUUGCUGGCUCAAAAAUAUGUGUUUUGGCGGUGACAAAAUUUUUACAUUUACCGAUUUUUCAGUCGAUGUGA
Molecule: messenger RNA, 624 nt
Organism: Enterobius vermicularis (human pinworm)
Lineage: Eukaryota; Metazoa; Nematoda; Chromadorea; Rhabditida; Oxyuridae
Source: the annotation of a GenBank genome assembly